AUGCCGUGCACCGACUUCACCGGCUUCCAGCUUAGCAGCGUUGUCCUCAGCGGCUUGACGCUCGACUCGAACAACUGCCAGAACCUCAAGCCCACCUGCCUCAACCCCAACGAGCACAUCGAGAUCGACAACAAGCCCUGGGACACCCAGACCGCCCUCGUGUGCACCAACCAGAAGUGGACCCUGAACGGCAAGCCAGUCGAAUCGGUCACCUGCGCCGCUGACAAGCAGCCCACCAACUCUGGUCGCCAC
Messenger RNA from Mesorhabditis spiculigera, 252 nucleotides. NCBI's taxonomy places the organism in Eukaryota, Metazoa, Nematoda, Chromadorea, Rhabditida, Rhabditidae. The record is from the annotation of a GenBank genome assembly.